AUGAAAUCAGCAGCUCUUCUCCUUUCGAGCUUUGCAAUAAGCCGAGUUGCGGCUGCAGGCGAUUUCUUCCCUCUCCCUCCCAGUGAGCUACCGUACAAUGAUGACCGUGGAAAUGAGGUUACUGUGAAUUGCCCAUUGAGUUGCUGGAAUAACGCCAAGUGUGUUGCCACUGGUGUUGUCGGAGAGGGCUUCCAAACGAAUACCGAGUGGUCUUGCGAUUGUCCAGAUGGAUUUCAUGGUGACUUGUGUGACCAACAAGAUGAUGAGGAUGAUGACGACGACAAUGAUCCAUUAUGCGGUGAAGAUUCUUGCAAACAUGGUUCCAAGUGUAUUCCAAUCGGAGAAAACGAACACAUGUGCGAUUGCACACCAGCAUACACAAAUAGUACAUUCUACGCUGGCAGAUAUUGUGAAUAUCCGUCUAGCAUAUUCUGCACGGAAGAAGAUCAUCAGGAGGGGAGACAAUUUUGCGUGAACGAAGGAAAAUGUGGAGCACUGGAUCAUUCACCCUGCAGCUGUCCACAGGGAUUUGCAGGCCCCCGCUGUGCGACUCGAAUCGACGACGACUCCACUGCUGCUGCUUCUUACUCGGAAUGCAGUCUUCAAUGCUCGAAUGACGGAACUUGCCACAAGGGUGAAAAAGGAAUGGAAUCUUACGGCAAAUUUGCAGUGGAAGUGUCACACCUCAUUCAAGAGACUCAUAUAAAUUUUGAACACUGCGUAUGUCCCCUAGGGUACUUUGGGGUAAAGUGUGACUACGAGUUUGAAGAAUGCGGUCAAGAAGGGGAGCACAUGUGCCUCAAUGGUGGCUCAUGCGAGGUUGCUCAAGACGGAUCACAUCGCUGUGCUUGCAUUGAUGGAUACUAUGGCAAUGGAUGCGAGUUUGAAAUACUGACUGAACAAGAACCGGCCCAGAAACACUCAUUUCUGGGGACAAUACGAUAUGGCAUAUGUGCCGUAUUCGUUGUAGCAAUUGCCACAGUGCUAUACGAACGAAAGAGAGGAAAAGAUGAUGAAUUGGAGGGUAGUACAACUGUGUCAAAGGUUGGCAAAGCGUCACAUGUAGUGUAA
Cylindrotheca closterium is the source of this 1071-nucleotide messenger RNA. NCBI's taxonomy places the organism in Eukaryota, Bacillariophyta, Bacillariophyceae, Bacillariales, Bacillariaceae. The record is from the annotation of a GenBank genome assembly.